GCCUUCAACACACUCACUCAAACAUUCCAAUUCUCCAUUGUUUUAGAAGUGUACAAGAGUUAAGGUUUAUCAAUCAAAGAUGAGUAAUAGUGAAUCAAUGAGAAGAGGUUCUUCUUCUUCUUCUUCUUCUUCUUCUUCUUCAAAGAAGAAGGUACCAUGUAGAAGGCUUGGAGGGUAUAUUAGGGAGCAAAAAGGAAGACUUUACAUAAUUAGAAGAUGUGUUGUUAUGCUUCUAUGCUGGCAUGAUUGAGUUAAUUAAUGAAGAACCUUCUUCUAUGCUUCUAUAUGCAUGCAUUCUCUAACAACAAUCAACCACUAUUGUUUCAUUAUUAUUAUUAUUAUUCCCUUUUUGGAUGUGGUGGUGAUGUGUUCCUUCAAAUCAAGGAUAAUCCAAGUCUCAAUCAAGCAUCAUAUAUAUGAGUUAAGGGCAUGGUCUAUCUUGUUCUUUAAUUUAUUAUAUAUUAUCAUCAUCACUUGUAUGUAAAUACUAGCUAGCUAGUAGAGAGAAAGAGAGAGAGAGAGAGAAAGAAAUGUUAGUUUGACACAAGUUUUCAUUUAUAUAUAUUUUAUGAUCAUGCCUCAAAUCUUUCUUUCCUACAUGCAAAAGCAUUUUAAUAGUAUUAAA
Messenger RNA from Arachis duranensis, 625 nucleotides. RefSeq names its product small polypeptide DEVIL 3-like. Lineage: Eukaryota; Viridiplantae; Streptophyta; Magnoliopsida; Fabales; Fabaceae. Bases 80 to 250 code for a protein of 56 amino acids. Gene Ontology annotation, biological process: negative regulation of cell population proliferation. The transcript has a single exon. The record is from RefSeq and is a predicted model, not a curated record.